Molecule: messenger RNA, 1117 nt
Organism: Telopea speciosissima
Lineage: Eukaryota; Viridiplantae; Streptophyta; Magnoliopsida; Proteales; Proteaceae
Product: peroxidase 3-like
Exons: 4
Coding region: 44-1024 (326 amino acids)
Biological process (GO): hydrogen peroxide catabolic process; response to oxidative stress
Cellular component (GO): plasmodesma; plant-type cell wall
Molecular function (GO): peroxidase activity; heme binding
Source: RefSeq, a predicted model, not a curated record
CUGAUUGAGACAUAGUGAGAUUUCUUCUUUCAAACUCACAACAAUGGGAAGCAUAAGCUGUGCUGCAAUUAUAAUCUUGAGUGUUUUAGGCUUUCUGAGUUCUGCUCAAGCUGCUCUGCAAAUGGGCUUUUAUGAUAAAACCUGCCCAAAAGCUGAGAAAUUAGUACUAGAUUUUGUUAAAAAGCAUAUCCCCAAUGCCCCAUCUUUAGCUGCUCCCUUGCUGAGAAUGCAUUUCCAUGACUGCUUUGUGAGGGGUUGUGAUGGAUCAGUUCUCUUGAACUCUACAUCAAAUAACCAAGCUGAAAAAGCUGCAAUUCCAAACCAAACACUUCGAGGUUUCGAUUUCAUUGACAGAGUAAAGAGCUUGUUAGAGUCUGAAUGUCCUGGUGUAGUUUCUUGUGCUGAUAUUAUUGCUUUGGUUGCAAGAGAUGCAGUAGUCACAAUAGGAGGUCCUUCUUGGACAGUUCCAACUGGAAGAAGGGAUGGACUCAUCUCAAAUUCUACAGAGGCUUUAAACAAUAUUCCUGCACCAACUAGCAAUUUCACUACUUUAGUAUCAAAGUUUGCUAACAAAGGACUUAAUGUGAAAGAUCUUGUUCUGUUAUCUGGCGCCCAUACGAUCGGAAUUGCUCACUGCAAUCAAUCAUUCGCCGCCCGUCUCUACAAUUUCAGUGGCACUGGUGGUCAAGAUCCUUCUCUGGAUAGCGAGUAUGCUGUGAAAUUGAAAGCCAAGUGCAUGACUCCACUUGAUAACACCACAAUAUUUGAGAUGAAUCCAGGCAGUUUCAGGACAUUUGAUCUUGGUUACUAUAAACUUGUACUUAAAAGAAGGGGUCUGUUUGUGUCUGAUGCAGCUCUGAUCACAAAUUCUACUUCAAAGUCUGAGAUCAUUCAGCUUGCUCAAGGCUCACUUUCUAGUUUCUAUUCUGAAUUUGCUAAGUCUAUGGAGAAGAUGGGUAAGGUUGGUGUUAAGACUGGAUCAUCAGGUGAGAUUAGGAAGAGUUGUGCAGUUUUGAACAGCUAAAGCUCAUGAGGGUCUGGUUCUGUUCUACUCUACAUGGGCUUCUUUGUAAUACUACAGAUUGUGAUAAAUAAUAGUCCAAUUUUUUCAUUCAGA